GCUUCCACUUCUAUUUCAAUCUUGCGUUCGUUUAGUCUGUGAAUAUUUGUUGACAAGAUGCAAUCUCUAAAAAAACUUUUGAACAUUGGAAAUCUGUACAUGUUUUUCUAUAUGUUUUGCACCUUUAAACGCUCAAAAUUUAUUGGUCAAUUACAUUGGAUUAUAUUGCUACCAUUAUCCAUAAUAUGCACCAUUUUAUUUUGCUUAUUGCUCAUUAUAUUAGCGAUUUACUACGAAAUUAUCAAUUUCGUGUUGAACUUAAAGCACGGGGAUGAUUAUUGCGGGAUUAUGGAUGGAUCCGAUGUAAUUUGGGUCGUUGAAGAAGAGACCUUUUCGUUAAUCAAAAUGCUCUUCAUGGUCGAUGCAAAAGAUGGGGAAGGCUGUGAACCACUUUUUGAAUUCGUGAAAAGAACCUACGAGAAAAUCGCCAAAACGCACAAUAAGAUGAGCUGCGUUCGAAGAUAUUUCAUGGGUUACGUGUAUUUCCUCAAAACGCAAAUCAACAUCCAUGAGCAUGUAAAGUAUUUGGAAGACUACAAGGAUGUGGAAGGAUUUAACUUACUGAUGGAUAAGUUGAGUGACUCCCCUUUACCAGCUGGGAAUACGGCUCUGUGGGAAGUGUAUGUUGGAAGGGUUCCUUUAAAAUGGGAAAAUAAUGGAGGUAAAGUUCAGUAUCCAAUUUUAAUGAAGUAUCAUCACAGUAUUGGCGACGGAAUGUCAUUAAUAACUUUGAUAACAACAAAUUUAAUUAAUAAUGGGGUGAAUAGCAUGAAAGAAAACUGCAAAAAUUACAGUAAUAUCCUUAAAAAGUCGGACUUGAACAAUUCGAAACCUACUUUCCUGGAGAAUGUAAAGAAAUUGUUCUAUAAAAGUUACUAUAUUUCAUAUUUCGGUCCACUGGAUGACAGUGAUGAAAACAUUCUGCACGAAAAACACUUGAGUCACCAAAAGCACGUCUGCUACUCCUUGGAGAAAGAGACCACAAAUUACGUGGAGAAAGUAAAGUCUAUUAAGAAUCGAAUUAAGGGAAUUUCUUUUAAUGAUGUAAUCCUGUCAGCGUUUUCCGCGAGUUGUGCCGAUUAUUGCAUGUCUCUCGACGAGAAUCCUCCGGAAAAUAUUCGUUUCGCAUUACCGUAUUAUAUAGCUUCGACCAACUUCAAUAGCUUAGUGACUACUGGUAUCAAUGGAGAAAUCGUUACAAACUUGAAGAACAACUUUACAUUGGGUGUACAAAACAUCCCUAUCAAAGACAAGGACAUCGCCAGGAAUAUGGUGGACAGAUUAAUGUGCAUCAAUCAGAAUUCGCAAACUUCCAAAGACAGUUUAGAUUUUCUGUUUAAUAAUUGGCAAAUGAAUGUCUGCGCGAGUAUUGCUCCGUUUUUUGUGAUAGAGAAAAUGGCGAAAUUGAAUCAUAACACGGUAGUUCUGACCAAUUUUCCAGGAAUCCAAAGUUUUAAUCUCGCCAGUGGCCACAGGAUUAGAGACAUUGUAGCCUGGGCUCCACACUUUUUGAAAUGCGGUAUCACCUGCACAAUAUUUUCGCACGACGGAUUCUUUCGAUUCGGAUUAAUAGUAGACAAAGAGAUUAUAAAGAAAAGAUCAGAAGUGCAGGAAAUUUGCGAUAACAUUUUCAAAUACAUCGAUUUGUUGGACACAAUGACCAGGACGGCUUAUGAUGAAAAUUAAAUUUAUGUAGCCGACAACUAGAUUUAGGACAUUGAUUUUAGCAUGGAGAAAUU
Nicrophorus vespilloides is the source of this 1739-nucleotide messenger RNA. RefSeq lists its product as uncharacterized. The transcript has 6 exons. Gene Ontology annotation, molecular function: long-chain-alcohol O-fatty-acyltransferase activity; diacylglycerol O-acyltransferase activity. Gene Ontology annotation, biological process: triglyceride biosynthetic process. The record is from RefSeq and is a predicted model, not a curated record. The coding region runs from base 58 to 1686 and encodes 542 amino acids. Lineage: Eukaryota; Metazoa; Arthropoda; Insecta; Coleoptera; Silphidae. Gene Ontology annotation, cellular component: plasma membrane.